Messenger RNA from Menidia menidia (Atlantic silverside), 222 nucleotides. The record is from the annotation of a GenBank genome assembly. NCBI's taxonomy places the organism in Eukaryota, Metazoa, Chordata, Actinopteri, Atheriniformes, Atherinopsidae.
AUGUGCAUGUCACUUGAGGCCAGGCGCAGUUAUUUCAAACAGUGGGCUCCAAAGAUGAACUUUAAAAAUUGGAUCAUUCUCAAUGGCAAUAAGUAUAUGAGUGGGGAGUCUCUGAUUAUUGUAGAUUGUUAUGAAACAUUGAAUUUUGAUAGACUAAAUGAAGUGGCAGUUCCUACCCUUGCCCAGGCAACAGAAUUGCUCCAUGACGUUGUAGAUUACACC